Saccostrea cuccullata (small rock oyster) is the source of this 1207-nucleotide messenger RNA. Its product is annotated as negative elongation factor E-like. Gene Ontology annotation, molecular function: RNA binding. The coding region runs from base 44 to 898 and encodes 284 amino acids. The transcript is spliced from 10 exons. Gene Ontology annotation, biological process: negative regulation of transcription elongation by RNA polymerase II. The record is from RefSeq and is a predicted model, not a curated record. NCBI's taxonomy places the organism in Eukaryota, Metazoa, Mollusca, Bivalvia, Ostreida, Ostreidae. Gene Ontology annotation, cellular component: NELF complex.
UCUUCUCUGCAGAAGAGUUACUGUAAAUAUUUUUAUUUUGAAAAUGGUUAAUCAUGUAAACUUUCCUCAGAAUUUAACAGAAGAGGAGCUUAUUUUGAAACAAAAAUAUGCAAUUCUGAAAAAGAAGAAAAAGGCACUGCAGGCAAUAAGAACAGCCAAACCAGAGAGAGAACAACCACAGGCAGCACCUGCUAAAAGACCUGCAGCAGAGUCAGCAGAAGAUGCCAAAGAACAAGCCAAGAAACUUCUCAAGUCAGGGUCAAUAAAAAUAAAAGUGGAUAAUGAAAAACAAAGUUUUAAACGUUCGAAAAACCAAGAGAGAAAAUUAAAGGAUCCUGAAAAGACCCCAACAGCUGUUGGAUUUCAGCCAUUUGCAGCUGCACAUCCAGAUGAAGAAGAUAAAGAGGGAAAUAAGUCCUCCCAGAGACCAAGGAUGAGAGGCCUGUAUGACAGCUUUGUCAGUGGGGGUUAUGAUCGUGACAGAGAGGAGAGAAGGGAGGAAAGAAAUCAGCAGGAAAGACGAGACAGAGAUUACGACUUACCCAAGAAAGGCAACACCAUCUACGUCAACGGACUCGGUAUCACUGAGGAAAUUCUCAGGAAAGCCUUCUCCAACAUAGGAACUAUACUCAACAUCAAUAUGGAGAGAGACAAACACGUUGGGUUUGUGACAUUUGAAAGAAUGGAAUCUGCAGACACAGCUAUAGCUGAGGUGAAUGGUGCCAUGGUGGAGGGAAUCCAGCUAAAGGUGACAAUGGCCAGAAGACAACCUUCUUUUGAUCAGAACACUGACCAGUCCACAAAAUCAUGGUCAUCAAUAGCUGCCAGUAACUCCCAGAAGAGCUCAUACAAAGACAAGAGAGAAGUGGUCAGUUAUGAUGCUGAUGACAUCUUCUGAUCACCUCAGACAUUUCAACUUGACAAACAGAUACUAAUGUGCUGUGAUCACAAAAGAAUAAGAAUUCUGUGUUCACUGAUGAUCAAGUUUAUUCUACCUCCUGUUUGUGAAACAAGAAAAAUAACAAAAAGCAGAUAUUGAAAGAAAUUUGCAGAAACAUUGAAUUCUCAAAAAAUGUAAAGCGUAGCAUAGUAAAACAUCAUUGUACAUUCAGAAGUAUAUUUGAUUAAUUUGUAUGUAUAUUAUACAUACAAGUAACAUAAAUAGCAUUAAUCAAUAUCAAGGGGAAAAAAACCAAUCAUUAUGAAA